AUGGAAUGCCGGGCAAACCGUCGAAGUUGAGCUCAACGAGCGUCACCAUACAAGUGCAGUUAUUUUUAAGAACGCCCAAGACAAAUACUUUGCUUGUCUAGUUUUCGGAUUUUCUGCCCGUUUAUACUGGAAUUCGUGGCCGAUAAUUGGAUAAGAUUAGAAACCAAGUGAAUCCGUCAACCACAAAUAUUAUUACCGUCAAAUCAUCGUCUGACUUGACAAUUUCGGAUCCGGUAUCAUUAAAGCAGGAUUCGCAGGAGAUCACAUACCGAAAUGCAGAUUUUCGAAUUUUAUUGGGAGGCCUAAGCACAAACGCGUAAUGGCUGGAGCUCUCGAAGGAGAUCUUUUUGUUGGGCCUAAGGCUGAGGAGCAUCGUGGCCUGUUAACGAUCCGAUACCCAAUGGAGCACGGUGUAGUCAACGAUUGGAAUGAUAUGGAGAAAAUCUGGCAAUAUAUUUAUUCUAAGGAUCAACUACAAACAUUCUCGGAAGAGCAUCCAGUAUUGUUAACUGAAGCUCCAAUCAACCCAUUGAAAAAUCGUGAAAAGGCUGCUGAGAUCUUUUUCGAGACGCUAAACGUACCUGCGCUGUUCGUUUCGAUGCAAGCCGUACUUAGUCUAUACGCUACAGGCCGCACUACUGGUGUUGUCCUUGACUCAGGUGAUGGAGUAUCCCAUGCUGUCCCAAUCUAUGAAGGUUUCGCCAUUCCUCAUUCAAUAAUGCGAAUCGAUGUGGCUGGUCGUGAUGUCACACGCUAUUUGUUGCGGCUCUUACGAAGAGAGGGUCACACAUUCCACACAUCCGCUGAAUUUGAGAUUGUAAAGAGUAUCAAACAAAAAGUCUGCUAUUUGUCAACAAAUCCCCAGCGCGAUGAAGGAGCUGAGAUGGAGAAGACUCAGUUCGCACUACCGGACGGAAGCAGUAUUGAUAUUGGCACUGCGAGGUUCCGCGCACCUGAAGUUCUCUUCAGGCCGGAUCUUAUUGGUCAAGAAUACGAAGGUAUGCACGAAGUCUUGGUGUAUGCGAUCCAACGCUGCGAUAUGGAUUUACGGAAGGUACUUUACCAGAAUAUCGUUUUAUCCGGUGGGUCGACCCUGUUUAAGGGCUUCGGAGACCGUCUUCUCAGUGAAGUAAAACGAAGUGGACCGAAAUCGGUGAAAAUACGAAUUUCCGCGCCCCAGGAGAGGCUUUACUCAACAUGGAUCGGAGGCUCGAUCUUAGCAUCACUAGACACGUUCAAGCGGAUGUGGGUGUCUCGGCGAGAAUAUGAAGAAGAUGGAGUUAAGGCACUCCAUCGUAAGAUAUUUUAAGCAUCAAAUAGUAUAGAAACCAACUCCUAUACACGGACAUACAUGGCAGACAUCACACAGGACUCUCGAAAAAUAACGAACUGUAUGCAUCGUGUGGAUGUUACUAGACUAUUAUAGAGGCCUAUUGGAAACUACUGGUUCGUGGUGAGCGUUUGUAACACAAUGAUUUAACAAGGAAAAAUUUAGUACACCGACAGUAUAUUUACAUACAAUAGUAGAAAGAUAAAGCAGGUCACCCAGAGGGGGCUCAUAAAUCCUAAUCCUGGUUAGACUCGUCCUUAAUCGGAGCAUCAUAUAAACACGAGUAGCUGUAGAGAAAAACCGUAUGUAUCUGUUUUCUUGUACGCCAAAUAACACGUAUACAGUAAUUGAUCGGUAAAAGCUGUGAUUUAUCAUUACAAUUAGUGUUCAAAGCUCUAAUGAUACUAGCAUAAUCAUUUCUGAAUAUUCGAUCAUAAAUAUGGAAUACAGAAUCAGAGCGCGCUUUGGUGGGAUCGGACUAUCGAUUAACUAUUUAAUCACAGCUAAAAGAGGAUUACAGUUUCCUGUUUCACGAAUAUUAAAUUAUUGCUUACGAAUUAACCAACUAUUUUCUUACAAUUACACACGCAGGAGAAGAGACUAAGAACGAUAUCAGAAAGCGCAUUGAGAGUUUCUGAAUGCGGUCGUGCUUGAUUUGUAUAAGUGAAUGAAAAGGUGUUGUAUGAUCACGGGGCUUUAAGGCUUGACGUUGCGUUGGCAGCGUUUAUGUAAAUAAUAUUAUUUAUAUAUUUUAUCUCUGCUAAAUGUAAGUUAUUAUAAUAAUAUAAGAAAAAUAAAAAAGUGGAUUGUUACGU
Varroa destructor (honeybee mite) is the source of this 2145-nucleotide messenger RNA. It is a transcript of the gene Arp1, whose product is annotated as Actin-related protein 1. The record is from RefSeq and is a predicted model, not a curated record. NCBI's taxonomy places the organism in Eukaryota, Metazoa, Arthropoda, Arachnida, Mesostigmata, Varroidae.